GGAGGAGGAGGAGAGAGAGAGAGAGAGAGAGAGAGAGAGAGAGAGAAACGAGAGAGGUUCAAGACCUCAAUGGAUAAACGUGCUGUACUGAUGUUCUCGUAGUCUACACUCUGAGUUUCCUUGGCAAGUUUUUGCACCUCUGCAGGAUUUUCCUAAAUGCUGUUAAUUUCCUAGACACACCUUCUCCCACUCAACAGAGGGCCUUCAAUAACAAACAGAAGAUCCAAAGUCCUCUAAGUCUUCUACGUCCUCGCCUCAAAGAACGACACGUUUCAUUCAGUUUUUCCGACACCCGUGUUUGUUCCCCUGAUGGGCGCCAUACCAGACUGCAGGAUCGUCUUACUUUCAUCAGCGUUGAGAACCUCUUCCGAGCCCUAACCCGCCUCACCGAAAACACAGACAGCAGCACCAGAUGGAGACGAAAGACGUGAUGAUGACAAGCGUGUUGACAAAGGACAAAUGGGAGGCCGGGGCCGAGCGAGGCAAAGGGAGCGAGGAGGCGAAAGACGAAGGGACGCAGGAGGAAAACUGUCGACUGAUGCUGGCUGACGGUCUGGCGGAGAGAGGACCGAAGAGCCCGGGUUCCGGUCAACAGGUGUCCAACGGCUUCACCACGUCUGGCCCUCAGAGCUCCAAGGAAGGAGCGGGGCUUCCCGAUGCUUCCCCCGCAGGUACGGCGUCCGCGCCUGCAGGGGCCUCCUCCGCACCGGCGGGAGGCCUCAGGACUCUCGUGGUCCAACAAACCACCUUGGACCGUCCCAGAGAGACCUGGAGCAAGAAGAUGGACUUCUUACUCUCUGUGAUUGGCUACGCAGUGGACCUGGGCAACGUGUGGCGUUUCCCCUACGUCUGCUACCAAAAUGGAGGAGGUGCCUUUCUGCUGCCCUACCUGCUGAUGGCGGUGUUUGGAGGUGUGCCUCUCUUCUACAUGGAGCUGGCUCUCGGUCAGUUUCACCGCAAUGGCUGCAUCUCCAUCUGGAAACACAUCUGCCCCAUCUUCAAAGGUAUUGGCUUCGCCAUCUGCAUCAUAGCCCUCUACAUUGCCUUCUAUUACAACACCAUCAUGGCCUGGGCCUUGUACUACCUGUUGUCGUCAUUCCAGCCCACCCUGCCCUGGACCACUUGCACCAACAGCUGGAAUACGGCCAACUGUAACAGCUACAUGUCCACCGACCACAAUGUCUCGUGGACCAACACCUCCACCUCCCCCGCCGAGGAGUUCUAUACUCGACACGUGUUGCAGGUCCACCGCUCUUCGGGUCUGCACCAGUUAGGUUCCAUCAGCUGGCAGCUGGCCCUCUGCCUUCUCUUCAUCUUCACCAUUGUCUACUUCAGUAUCUGGAAGGGAGUCAAGACAUCUGGAAAGGUGGUCUGGGUGACCGCUACAUUCCCUUACCUGGUCCUCCUGGUGCUGCUCGUCCGUGGGGCCACUCUUCCAGGGGCCUGGAGGGGCGUGGUCUUUUAUCUGAAACCUGAUUGGCAAAAACUGCUCAGCACAACCGUGUGGAUCGACGCUGCGGCUCAGAUCUUCUUCUCGCUGGGUCCGGGCUUUGGCGUGCUCCUCGCCUUUGCCAGCUACAACCCCUUUCACAACAAUUGCUACAAAGACGCGUUGAUCACCAGCUCGGUCAACUGCCUCACCAGCUUCCUGUCUGGCUUUGUGAUUUUCACCGUGCUGGGCUACAUGGCUGAGAUGAGGCAGCAGGAUGUGGAUGCGGUCGCCAAGGAUGCCGGACCCAGUCUGCUUUUCAUCAUUUAUGCAGAAGCCAUUGCAAACAUGCCGGCUGCAACUUUCUUUGCCAUUAUCUUCUUCCUCAUGAUCAUUAUGUUGGGUCUGGAUAGCACGUUCGCCGGCUUGGAGGGUGUGAUCACCGCCAUGCUUGAUGAGUUCCCCAACAUCUUGGUCAAAAGAAGAGAGUGGUUUGUCUUCGGUCUGGUGUGCGUCUGCUACCUGGGGGCGCUCACCACGCUCACUUAUGGCGGAGCGUUCGUGGUGAAGCUGUUUGAAGAAUACGCCACAGGUCCUGCAGUCAUCACCGUGGUGCUGCUGGAAGUCAUCGCCGUUUCCUGGUUCUACGGAACCAACCGUUUUUGCAACGACAUCCAGGUCAUGCUUGGUUUCUACCCCGGGUGGUUCUGGAGGAUCUGCUGGGUCGCCAUCUGCCCUAUCUUUCUGCUGUUCAUCAUCAUCAGCUUCCUGGCCUUCCCUCCAGAGGUGAAGCUGUUCGACUACCAGUACCCACCCUGGACCACGGUCCUUGGCUACUGUAUCGGCGUGUCCUCUUUAAUCUGCGUGCCUGCUUACAUGGUCUACCACCUCGUCAAUUCCAAAGGCACACUCAAACAGCGUCUGUCCAAGAGCAUCACUCCCGAGCCCAGCAAUGAGCAACACAGAGGCUUCAUCGUCACCAACGCAGUCUGACCCGGACCCGCACCAGUGCCAUCUUCCACCGACCACCGCUUUUGCCUCUCGUUCACACAUUUCUUGCACCCCGUUGUCUUUGUAACCCCCGAAAACCUCGGAAUAACCGGUCGUGACGUAGGCGAAGGCUUUUGAACGCAUCGCUUUCUUUACUGUAUAAUCACUGCCUUUUUCUUCAGGUCACACAUGAUUCUAUGCGUUACGAUGUCGGACUAUACGUUAUUAUGUUCCCGGUCACGGUGAGUGGAAGAAUACACCGAUAAGUUUAUGCAUUGUGCAUGUAGCGAAAUUCAGGUAUUAUCUCUUAUAUUUGUUAUUGAAGCCAAAUAUAUGAUCUUUGUUCUGCUCAUAUUACAAGCACUAAUGGUGUUGCAUUCAUGUUUGGACUGUAAAGACAGAUCUAUCGACACUGUGAAGCAGUGUGUGCUUGGGACGUGCGUGUGCCUGUGUUUAUUUGUGUGUGUGCGUGUGCGUGUGUGUGUGUGUGUGUGUGUGUGCGUGAGUGUGUGUGUGUAUGUGUGUGUGUGUGUGUGUGUGUGAGAGAGAGAGACAGCAAGACUGUUAUAAUGGCCUCUGGAAAAAUAUCGAAUAGAAUAUUUCUUUUGUCACGCAUCGGCAUCUUGUCACCUGUUGUUAUUUUACCACAAGACUGGACUUGGUGUUGCAGAGUCGUCGGUAAUAGAAACCAAAUAUGAAGUGAACACUUAUAUCUAAACAAAAAAACAAAAAAAAACUCUUCAUAACCACCAAAGUGUUCUUGUAUUUCUACCCUUCUUGAGACAACAACAAGGAAAAGUACCUUCCAUAUGAACCAUGGCGUCUAAUAGAGAAUGUCUCAUUUGCACCCCCUGGUGGGGAAAUAUAUCAAAAUUAGGGUGGUCCCAAAAAAGGAGGGAUUUUUCUAAUUGACUGUGUGUCGGUUUUAAAAGUGCUCCUCCCUCUGGUCAACAUAUGAAAUAACAAGUGUGUGUAAGAAAUUAAUAUAGGGCUCUUUGGCCAAAAUAAAUGUAUAUAGAGACAUACUGAUAUAACUUGAAGUAAAUAAUGAAGAUUAAAAAACAAUUAAAAACAAAAAAUUAACUAAAAGCAGUCUUUUUCUCACAAUGCGUCGACUUGUUUCUUAUAAAAUUGGGAACAAUUUAUCACAUUCUUUCUGUUUUUGUAAUAUUGCAAUAUUUUCUCUGAAAAUUAUUACAUUUUUAUGUAAAAUUAUUACUUUGUAAUGCAAAAUGGCGACAAUUGUCAUACAAAAUUCUGACUUGUAUCACAAUAUUGCCAAUUUUUUGGUUGUUGUUGUAAAAUAAUGAAAUUUUUUGAGUAAAAUUAUAACUUUUGUCAUAAUUUCGCAAAGUAAAAUUCUGAUUAUUUUUAUAAUAUUGCCAAAAUUUUAAAGUUUUCUUAGAAAAUUGUGACUUUUGUCGAGUAAAAUUACGACUCUUUUCAUAAAAUUGCUAACAUUUUAAGCUUUCCUCGUAAAAUCGCGACGGUUAUUGAGUAAAAUUCCAGCUUUUAUCAUAAUAUUGCACAAAUGUUCAGUUUUUUUUGUAAAAUUUUGACUUGCGUUGAGGAAAAAUUACGACUUUUAUUAUAAUACUAGAGGUAGGCAUUUUUCGGAGGUCUCAAGAAGGUAACAAAUACAAGAUUGUGUGUGUGUGUGCGUGUGUGUGUGUGUGUGUGUGUGUGUGUGUGUGUGUGUGUGUGUGUGUGUGUGUGUGUGUGUGUGUGUGUGUGUGUGUGUGUGUGUGUGUGUGUGUGUGUGUGUGUGUGUGUAAGAGAGAAAGCGACGAUUCAAAAAUGACAAGUACUGUACCUCCAUGUGUGUAUUUCCUUGUCUGUGUGGUAUUGAUGUAAUCUAUCCUGUGAAUAUCUCCUCCUAUGGAUGUGUGUGUGUGUGUGUACUGUACUUAAAGAGUGUGUGUGUGUAUAGAAAAUGUGUUCUCUUGUUGUCGUCAACUGCCAAAAUAUUUAAUGAAGGAAGUAAACUCCCUCUAGAACCUUAUAGAAAAUCUAUGUACGUCCACUAAAGACCCUCCCUGUAUAGAAGAAAGACAUAGAAGUAUAUGGGAAAUAAUAAUAAAGAUAU
Messenger RNA from Entelurus aequoreus (snake pipefish), 4505 nucleotides. It is a transcript of the gene slc6a4a, whose product is annotated as solute carrier family 6 member 4a. Gene Ontology annotation, molecular function: serotonin:sodium:chloride symporter activity; serotonin binding. Bases 413 to 2422 code for a protein of 669 amino acids. The record is from RefSeq and is a predicted model, not a curated record. The transcript has 14 exons. Gene Ontology annotation, cellular component: neuron projection; membrane. Lineage: Eukaryota; Metazoa; Chordata; Actinopteri; Syngnathiformes; Syngnathidae. Gene Ontology annotation, biological process: sodium ion transmembrane transport; serotonin uptake.